This is a messenger RNA of Caenorhabditis briggsae, 216 nucleotides long. The transcript has 2 exons. Lineage: Eukaryota; Metazoa; Nematoda; Chromadorea; Rhabditida; Rhabditidae. Bases 1 to 216 code for a protein of 71 amino acids. The record is from RefSeq and is a predicted model, not a curated record.
AUGACCACGCCUCAACAGUCGGUGACAGAUCCACUCUACCCUGGAAUACUGUAUGUACAAGCAAUCCGAACACCACUUGAAUUUUCGUUUCGUUACAUACGCUACGAUCUAAUAGUGGAUGGAGUACCAGUUCAACAAGAAGGACCACCAGAAAUCAUCCUCAGACAAGGAGUGGUUGUCAAGAACCCAGCAUACCGACCACCUGCACCUGCUUGA